AUGCCGCUGGAUUGUUUAUCUUUGUCACAACUUACUUCGGCGAGUGAAGUUUGUAAAGUCAAAGUUCGUAUUGUGCGUAUUUGGGGAUUUCCAAAAAAAGAUAGAGCAAAANAAUUAUCAGGAAUCGAUCUUCUUCUUGUGGAUGAGAAGGGUGAUAGAAUACAAGCCUCUGGUAAAGGAAAUUUACUCUCUAAAUUCGAAAAGCAAUUACAAGAAGAGGAAUGUUGUGUCAUCAUGAACUUCGAGUUAGCCAAUAAUAUUGGAAGCAUUCUUGGUGAGGUUAUUGGGAUGUAUGAUCUAAGAGAUGUAAAGACUUCUGAGGGCCCUACAAAGGUCCUAAAUCUUCAAAUCAAACAUCUUGGAUAA
This is a messenger RNA of Arabis nemorensis, 366 nucleotides long. NCBI's taxonomy places the organism in Eukaryota, Viridiplantae, Streptophyta, Magnoliopsida, Brassicales, Brassicaceae. The record is from the annotation of a GenBank genome assembly.